This is a messenger RNA of Trematomus bernacchii (emerald rockcod), 2276 nucleotides long. RefSeq names its product peptidyl-prolyl cis-trans isomerase FKBP14-like. Bases 112 to 741 code for a protein of 209 amino acids. Gene Ontology annotation, molecular function: peptidyl-prolyl cis-trans isomerase activity; calcium ion binding. The record is from RefSeq and is a predicted model, not a curated record. The transcript has 4 exons. NCBI's taxonomy places the organism in Eukaryota, Metazoa, Chordata, Actinopteri, Perciformes, Nototheniidae.
GUCACUGCCACGUAGAAAAUAAACUGCACGCGUGUCGCUGCAGCUUCUCCAAACUUUUCCCAACAUUUCACUUACCUGUUUUGUUCCUCAGUGAGGUGACAGUGUGGCAGCAUGCUGACGGUGCUCGCCUGGCUAUGCUCCUCCAUGCUGCUCUCCGUCAGCGGGGGGAAGCUCCCUGAAGCCGAGGUGGAGAUAGAUGUCCUGCACAGACCCUUCCUCUGUCACCGGAAAACUAAGUACGGAGACAUGCUGCUGGUGCAUCAUGAGCUGUACUUCGAGAAUGGGACCAUGUUGUACACCAGUCGAACUGAUGGUGACCGGCACGCCAUGUGGUUUACUCUGGGCAUCAUGGAAGUGCUUAAAGGCUGGGAUAAAGGCCUGCAGGACAUGUGCUCUGGAGAGAAGAGGAAACUGGUCGUCCCUCCUGCCCUGGCCUACGGGAAGGAAGGGAAAGGUAAGAUCCCUCCUGAAAGCACGCUGACCUUUGUCGUCGAGCUGCUUAACAUCAAAAAUGGACCGAGGUCUCACGAGUCCUUCCAGGAGAUGGACAUCAACGAUGACUGGAGGCUCUCCAUGCAGGAGGUGAGCGUGUAUCUGAGGAAAGAGUUUGAGCGCCACGGCUACCCUCCCAACGACACCCUGCAUGAGAACAUGGUGAAGGACAUCUUCAACAAAGAGGAUGCGAACAAAGACGGCUUUAUAUCCUCCCGAGAGUUUACUUACAAACACGAUGAACUUUAAAUUCUCACACACUCGCUCAGUGUCAUGGAGUUUAAAGUGAUUUGUGGUUGAAAUACUUUGAUGCAGAGCUUUAUUUCCAGCAUGAAAGUAUGUAUAGGAGCGUUGUGUGAGCCAAUGGGUGUGUUUAAUUGAUGUCUUUUUUAUUUUGUAUGUUUUGUUAAUGUGUUUACAAUAGUCCAUUACACACUUUUUAAGAAUGUGUUCAAAUGAUAUAUGCUUAUCAGUGUCACCAAAUAUCUGAGGAAAAGCAGGAAGUAAAUGCCUUUAACAGUGUAUCCAAAGUAUGUAGAUAACAGUUGCUAAAUUUGGCUGUAAAAUUCAAUUUUGGGGGAGAAAUUGUAUUUAUUUCCUUUCCUAAAAAAAAUUACAUCAAUUUAAUUUCACCCUUUGUGGGUUCAUAAGUAAAGGGACUGUUUUUAUACCUGUAUACAUUUGGCAAAUAAAUGCGUCCACUUUAUAGAAGAAUUGGAGUAAAUGUCAUUAAAAUCAGUCGUAUGAUAUUGAUUGAAUUGUGUUUAGGUUCAAGGGGCAGGAAAAUGUGAACUUUGGUAUUUGUUGUGUCUAAGGAGCAGUGAAAUGUAUUGUGUAUAGGGCACUGAUGAUCAUGAGUUUUCCAUGGCAACCGUGAUGACUUGACAUAGCAGGAAAAGCAGGUGUAACCGAGAACAUAAUGGCUCAGUUUCAUUUUCUCUGCGUGUUCCCAGCGAGCCAGUAUACACAAUACUCAGGUCCUGGCACAAAGCAGCCAUCGUUGUUGUUAUAAGAGACACCUGUUUGACAGGUGACAGUCGCUGUGGGAAAGUGCACAUGCAUACACUGCAGUGUCAAUGCUGAAAGAAUCAAUAUUUAAAAUUCUGAAACAUACAAUUAUCUCUGCACGCUACUAUCCAAGGUAAAUCGUCUGAAAUGACAAAGUGAGAUAAACUGUACUUUGUUGUUUUUACCAACACGCUGGAGGCUGUUUUCCAAUAUUGCACACACGUCUCAAACCACCGAAUGUUUCCACAGUGUCGACUUUAAUCUAGACUGUCCAGUUUUUUUUUUUUUAAACAUGUCAAGACUAAACUCAUUAUGAAAAUGUAUCUUCUAGUCAAGGCAUAUUACAAUUUUCAGUUUUUACAACCAAUGAGAUCAAUAAAAGUGAACUUUCUAAAACAAAAUACUGUGGUUUAUUUGGUUUUCACACCUUGUAACACUUUACACAUUGAACCAGCAGGUGGCACUGUCUUCACAGGUGUUAGUAUUGGUUAACACAGGGAGGAAGGUAACACUACACCUCAUUCAUUAUGUAUUCACAACAGAGAAACCAGAUGCAUUCCCAUGAUUAUUAAAUGUCUCGAUGCAUUAGUUACUUAUUAAAAUUAAACACAAAGGAGAGCACCACCAUAUGUACAACGAUAGAUGAAAUUGCAUAGCCAAGUAGUCACCUGCAAUUUUGUUGUUCUCAUUGAGGUUAAAGGGGCCCUAUUUCAGGUUCAUAUUUGUAUGUUAUGCCUCUACUGUGACAUGUCUCCAUGCUUUAAUGUUCAAAAAGC